Molecule: messenger RNA, 1283 nt
Organism: Fusarium oxysporum Fo47
Lineage: Eukaryota; Fungi; Ascomycota; Sordariomycetes; Hypocreales; Nectriaceae
Exons: 1
Coding region: 104-1228 (374 amino acids)
Source: RefSeq, a predicted model, not a curated record
CAGAAACCAUACCCCUUGGGACUUCUAAACCAAUUUUAUAACGACAAAUAUUCACAAAAGCGAGAGAGUAGAGAGAGCUCUAUACAUUUGAGGCUUAUCAGAGAUGGCUACUGAUCUGAAAACUGGCCGCCGAAGGGCUACCAGCAGCGCGGCUACAAGACCAGGACACACGAGACGAAAGUCAAGAGCUGUUAUCCAGCCAAAGUCAACACAUACGUCAGAUGAAUUUCUACAAGACUUUCUAGACCCUACAUUUGAUCCCGCAACUUUCCUCAACUCAACCCUUCCUCCACUGCAGCAGCGCUCUAUACCUGGCCGAACCGGAGAUGUCGCACCGCUCGCUGAGCUGUCCACGCAAGCUCAGACUCUUAUUUCACAACUUAACGCCCAGACUUCACGGCUGUCAACUACUCUUACGCAUCUUACUGAUGACAUUUUGAGAAGCGGGAGUCGCCUGGCUUAUGAGGUGGAGCUACUACGAGGCGAGACGUUGAGUCUCCAGGAGACUAUGAAUGAGACGCUUCAUGACGACAUCAAGAUGUUUGUUCCCGAAGGAUUGCAAGAAGCCAUUGAGGCAAAGAAUGCCGCAGCGGCCGCUGCUAAAGAAGAUCGGAGUGCGGCACCGUCGACAACUGCUGCAGCUGUUACCAACGAUGGAGCCAAUCCAGAUGACCCUGAAUUCAUCAGACAGUUACAAACAUUAACUCUUGUGCGAGCACGCCUGGACUCAGUUAUUAAGACAUUCGGAGAUGCCAUGGAAUUCGUCUUCCCACCAUCAGAGAUCUCCGUCAGCUCCGGUUUCCUCUCAGUAUCAGCACCCGAGCCAGGUUCAGCACAGCAAAGUUCUGAGGAAAAGGGCAAGGAAGUACUCAAGAACAUCAGAAACGAGAUAUCAGAUCUAUUGAACAAGUCUGACGACCCUAUUCAAGGCAUUGAGAAAGCGGCACAGAGAAUUGAACAACUCAAGGAGCUUAACCGUGUAUGGAAGGACACAGCAGAGGAGAAGGGACGAAAUAAGUUUAUAGAGGGUCUUGCCAAGACGGUUGAAGACAAGCAUCGGGAUCUAAUGAAGGAAAUGGAGCAGACCAAGGAAAAGACUAAAGUGGAAUCACGGUCACGGAAAGGCAGUGUCACGAGAGAUGCUGCAGCGACUGUGGUAGAGGAUACAAAGUCACCGGGUGGAUUUGGACUGAUUAGCCAGUUGCACAAGCUUCGAGGAGGUCUGUGAACCAAUGAUAGAGACUCAUAAACUGAAAGCUAUAAAAUAUAUUGUUUCCACUGAA